AUGAUAAGCAAGUUGGAAUGGCUAAAGACUGCACUACUCAUCGUUCUCGUCAUAUCAAUGAUCUUCAUUAUCAUGUUGGACCGCGAGCUGUUGAAUGAUGACGAGUCUACAGCUGUUCCAAUUGCCAUUAAAAGGGAAAACAAGCAAACCAUAUUCAAUUUAACAUUUUUAAAUCUUGACACUGCAUAUGUAUUACCUUUUGAAUUUCUUGAGAAUCCGUCACAUCACUGCAUUGACCCACCAUUUCUUCUCAUGAUAACUCUGAGUGCACCGACACAUUUUAAAGCCCGUGAAGUUAUCAGAAAUCACAGAGGAAAUAUCACCAAUGUAGCAGAACAUAAGGUAGUCCAGUUGUUUAUUGUCGGGAAGCAAGCUAAUGACACAGGCAAUGUCAUCAGACAUCUCCACAUGGAGUAUCUAGAAUACGAAGACAUUAUUUUAAUCGAUGCAUUUGAUAAUUACCAAAAUGUAACGCUGAAAGCAGCGAUGUUAUUGAAAUGGGCUGUACACCACUGUCGUAGAGCUAAGUACAUUUUAAAAACAGACGAUGAUGUUCUAGUUAUUCUGAAAAAUACAGUUAUGCUACUCGAGUCUGCUCCUCCACGCAAUGUUGCAAUUGGAAGAGUAUUUCCGCAUGCCUUUGCAUUGAGGAACCAAACUGCGAAAAAUCGUUCUACUAAGCAGCAGUGGCCAUAUAAAUAUUACCCGCCAUUUAUUGUCGGGGUAACUUGUAUUGUAUCACAGGAUGUCGCACAACGAAUGUAUGAACAAUCGCUUCACAUACGUAUGUUCCAUAUACAAGACGUGUAUUAUGGAAUUCUCUUUUGGCUUAUCGGUAUUAAACCACAACAUAACAAUCAUUUUGCCGUCUUAGCAAGUAAUGUAUGCAAAUUACCGUGCUGCCGGAAUAAUAUAGUUGCUGUUCAUUUCUCAGGAACUGAAAAUUUGUAUCGCCACAUCAAAAAUGUCACUGAAUAUAAUUUACUGAAUGAUACCAAGAGUUGUAUUUAA
Saccoglossus kowalevskii is the source of this 1011-nucleotide messenger RNA. Its product is annotated as beta-1,3-galactosyltransferase 1-like. The record is from RefSeq and is a predicted model, not a curated record. NCBI's taxonomy places the organism in Eukaryota, Metazoa, Hemichordata, Enteropneusta, Harrimaniidae.